Messenger RNA from Maudiozyma saulgeensis, 2370 nucleotides. The record is from the annotation of a GenBank genome assembly. Lineage: Eukaryota; Fungi; Ascomycota; Saccharomycetes; Saccharomycetales; Saccharomycetaceae.
AUGGGUUUUGAUGCAGACUCCUUUAAAAAAGGUGUUGUCAGUGUCAGUAAGAAAGGGUUCAGCGGCACGAAGAAAGUAGCUAAAGCAGGAUAUAGUGCUGGGAAAGGUUCUUACAAUAAACAUAAAGGGAAAGAUCAUUCAGAGAAUGACCAUAGAAAGGAAGAAGAAUUUGAAAGAGAACAUAACUUGGCAUCAAAACAUAGCAGCCCUACUUAUGGUCCAGAAACUGACACUAGCCAUCAUGGAGCUCCUACUGCACAAUCACAAAGUAAGUUCCAACCAACUACACCGGCAUAUGGUCAAACCCAAUACCAACCAGGUGUAACGCCGACUGCACCCAUAGCAAACGGUUACCAACCUGGCGUCACACCAAAGGCACCUAUCGCAUACGGUUAUCAACCCGGAGUUACACCAGUACCAUCUCAAUCUUCUCCAUAUCAACCAGGUGUUGCGAUAUCAACACCCCAAGCUGCUCCUUACCAGCCUGGAGUCUCUGCGUAUCAACCAGGCGUAACGCCAGCUGUUCCACAAGUUACACCAUAUCAACCAGGCGUAACUCCAGCCGCCCCACAAGUCACACCGUAUCAACCAGGCGUUUCUCUAUACCAACAGGCAGUUCCACCAGGAAGAACUCCAAAUUCUACAGCAAUUAACACCCCACCUCCUCAAUCAUUACAAAUAACACCAGUUGAUAUUACUUCGUUACCUCCGCCACCUAUACAUCAUGGCAGGAAUGCAAUGGUAGUAAAUGAACCUGCUGAAGAUUCAAUUCCAGAAGAGAAGAAAACAAUAGAUGAAAAUGAGAGUAACGAAACUACAAGACCAAAUACAAAUAUUACCAGUGAUACUCAGCCUAGUGAAAGGAAUUCAACAGUGUCAGACACGUCGAGCAAUGAACAGGGAAUUACGCAGGAACUGCAAUCUAAUUUUGAAAGGAAUAUACCUUCUAAUGAUCGUAUGUCUAGCCACUCUGAACAAAAUGAAAUAGAACAGAAGCUGUCUACUACAAGUAGCCCUAUAAGGAGCCAUGGGUCUCGAGUUUCAAUGAAGGACCGAUUAAACCAUUCCUCCAGGCGGGAUGAUGAUAAUAAUGAAUGUAAUGAACACACAGAUAGGAAAAAAGACAACUAUAAAGAUACUUUAAACUUUAACAAACAUGAUAGUUAUGAUGAACCACGAUCAAGGAGAAGAGAUGAUUAUGAUGAACCACGAUCAAGAAGAAGAGAUGAUUAUGAUGAACCACGAUCAAGAAGAAGAGAUGAUUAUGAUAAACCACGAUCAAGAAGAAGAGAUGAUUAUGAUGAACCACGAUCAAGGAGGAGAGAUGAUUAUAAUGAGCCACGAUCAAGAAGAAGAGAUGACUAUGAUGAGCCACGAUCAAGAAGAAGAGAUGACUAUGAUGAGCCACGGUCAAGAAGAAGAGAUGAUUAUGAUGAACCACGAUCAAAAAAAGAUUACCGUGAAAAUAUUACAAAACUUGAAAGGAGGGACGAAGAAGAUUCUUGUCAUAGUAGAAAUAGGUACGAUAAUGAUACCAUUGAUAAUGAUAAUGAUAGUUAUAGGACGGAAAGCCGAGGAAAUACUUUCAAUGAAGGUGGGCUUAAUAAUAGACGUAUGCAGAGCCCUUCAAAGGGCUCAUCGCACGAACCUAUUGAUUUUCCUGGAGUAACUUCAAAUAAUGAAGAUAAUAUGGAACGAUAUAUCGAUGAAGAGGAAGAUGCACCUCCUUUGCCAUCUAGAAACAGGGCUGCUAGUGCAGCGAUGAGACAUCCUCCUGCAGUUGCUAGGAGUAGAGCCACAAGCGAGUCCCCUAAGCCCAUUCCCUCACCAAGAAAAGUCCUAUCGGCAACGGCUAUGAGCCAAUCUAGUUCUGGAGCAACUUCUUCGAGACCGCAGUCCGUUUCACAAACAAGAGGACCCCCACCAGUGGUGCCAAGGAGUCGUAGGAACACUGUUCGUUCCGAUGAUAAUAGCGUUGAAGCUAACCAAACUUCGAACACAAUAUCGGUCAAUAGAGACAAUUCAGAGGACAAGAAUGUUACGAGAAACGGUUCGCCUACCACUGAGCUUGCAAACGAAUUGGCCAAUGUGACCUUGAAAAAUUCUAAAUCACAAUCCGAUCAAGUGAGUGUGGCCACCAAAAAGCCAUUACCACCUCAAAUUCCAAAGAAAAAAGAAUCACUUAAGGGCAAGCCACCAAUUGUUCCCAAAAAGAAGAUUGGAUUGUCGUAUACUUCUAACCAUAUUAGUAACGAACCUGUUAAAGAGGCUUCUAAUAAUAUUAUUAGGGAUAACAAUGUUGAUGACGAUGAAGAGAAUUUAAGUCCUUUAGAAAGAUACAAAAGAAAUCUUGCAAAAAAUAGUGAUUGA